Messenger RNA from Exophiala bonariae, 2268 nucleotides. RefSeq lists its product as uncharacterized. Gene Ontology annotation, molecular function: calcium ion binding; calcium channel activity. Bases 1 to 2268 code for a protein of 755 amino acids. Lineage: Eukaryota; Fungi; Ascomycota; Eurotiomycetes; Chaetothyriales; Herpotrichiellaceae. The record is from RefSeq and is a predicted model, not a curated record. Gene Ontology annotation, cellular component: membrane. The transcript has a single exon. Gene Ontology annotation, biological process: calcium ion transmembrane transport; intracellular calcium ion homeostasis.
AUGGCGGGCAGAGAUGCUAUCAUUUACAUUAACACAACGGAUAUUGAUCCGCCCUCAUCUAAUAACGAAAAAUACGCCACAAGCGCCACGAGAAGCUCGCGCCAAUCACCAGGUUCUCCCGAUACAGUGUGUUCACCACUCAUCCACCCGAGUCAGAGGCGGCCAUUGUCCAUAAGUGAGGACUAUGAGGACCGACUCACGCCAACAGGCAAAGCACUGUACAAAGUCCUCGAGAAUCCCGUGUUGCGAUAUUGCAUCUAUAUCCUCCCAGUCGGUGCCAUUCUGGCCAUUCCGCUCAUUCUGUUCGCAACGAAAUACAGCGAUGUCACGGCCGAAGGAAUGUCCUUGGCUGGUCUUUUCGCCUACAUUGAGAUUAUGUGGGUGUCUCUCUGGAUGGCCAAGCUCGUAGCUGCAGCGGUUCCUGCACUGUUUCAAGCCUUUUGUGGUAUCAUCAGCACGGGCAUUCGUAAAUAUGCUAAGGUGCUUCGAGCUGUGGAGAUUCCAAUGUCGAUCUUCAUCUGGACGUUGAUGGCAUUAUGUUGGUUCCCAAUUGUUCAUCACUUCGACGAUGUGUUCUACCACCGCGAGCGUCAAAGCAUCCAAUGGAUAAUCAACCUGAACAAAGUUAUCAGGGCUUCGAUUGGGAGUUCGGCCAUUGUCCUGGGCGAGAAGAUUCUUAUGCAACUGAUCAGUGCCAACUACCACAGCCAACAAUUCAGGGAUAAGAUCAAGGAUAUCAAGGCCACAGUGCGUGCGAUUGACUUGUUGUAUGAAUCAUCCUUGCGACAGAUACCAGAUCGCUCCGAAGAAACAUUGGACGAAGACUAUGACAUCCACGACACGACAAAUGUACAACACUUGUUGAAAGAGAAUGCUGCGGACCGAUCAACACGACGAAUCUUUAUGAAUCUCCAUUACUUUGGACAGAAGCUGGUUUCUGCACUGGGGUACAUGGCAAGUGAUCUAACCGGCAGUCAAAUUCUGAGACCGACGGCAACACAUGCGAUUGUUGAUGCUGCGUUGGAACGAAAGGCUGGCGCAGAAGCACUAGCCAGGCGUAUUUUCAUCUGUCUCACUGCCGAAGGACGAAAAGCCAUUUGUCCCAAUGUACUUGCAGAAGUCUUCGGCUUCGGUUCGGAGAAAGAAGCCGCAUGGAUCUUUGCACAACUCGAUCGUGACGGGAAUGGCAGUGUGUCCAUGGAUGAGAUGGUGAUGCUCGUUACCAGUAUCUCACGACAGCGCAAAGACAUCUGGAAAUCAGCUUCUAAUAUUCGCGAUGCGAUUCGGACCCUCGACAGAGUCCUUUCAGUCAUCGUCCUGGCUGUUGUCAUCAUGGUCUAUACUUCUUUCUUUAGCAGCUUCGUUGUGGAGAACCUCAAGACUAUCAUCACUUUGGCUUCGGCAUCCGCCUUCUCAUUCGGACAGACUGUCGGCGAGUUUAACGCAUCGUGCAUUCAGGUAUUCGUCAAGCAUCCCUUUGAUGUUGGAGACAGGAUCAAUAUGAAAGAUCAGGAGUUCGAAGUCGUUCGCAUCUCACUACUUUACACAGUCUUCCGCAGGAUAGACACAGACGGAGUGGUCCAAGUAUCAAAUUCUGUCCUCAGCACAUUAUUCAUUGACAACAUAUCCCGCUCAAAGGCCAUGAAGGAGCGGUACCAAUUCUCAGUCGACCCCGGAACAGAAUUCAAGGCCCUCGAACUUCUCCGCAUUGAAUUGGAAGAGUUUGUGCGAGCCCCGGAGAACAGUCGCGACUACCAAUCAGACAUUGAUAUUCAAUUGCUAUCCCUCGGCGAUAUGAAGCAACUAGACCUCCGAAUCGAGAUAAGACACAAAUCAAACUGGGCCGAUGAUCGGCUCAAGAUCUAUCGACGGUCUAAGUUCAUGUGCGCGCUUCUCUCAGCGAUGAGGAAAGUUCCCAUCCAUGGCCCUGAUGGUGGAGGUCCCGAACAAGGAACGAUCGAUGCACCAAACUACACCGUACCUCUUGAUCGCGACACUGCUGCUGCUAUCAGGGCAGAGUGGGACCUCAAGAAGGAAUCGAAGAAAUCCCAGCGAGAAGUGCCGAUCCCCGAUCGUGGAGACACUGUCAGCUCGGGCCUGGAGAUUCUACCUAGCCUGAUGCGCGGCUUUCAGUAUGAGCAGGAAGGGGCUAUCAGCGGCACAGCGGCGUAUCUACGACACGGCAGACGACAAUUUGACGACCGUUCCAGUUCACGAUUGAGCCUGCGUCCUGGCCAGCAAAGGCCUAUGUCAUGGCUUUCUCAAUGA